Molecule: messenger RNA, 888 nt
Organism: Suillus subaureus
Lineage: Eukaryota; Fungi; Basidiomycota; Agaricomycetes; Boletales; Suillaceae
Exons: 6
Coding region: 1-888 (295 amino acids)
Source: RefSeq, a predicted model, not a curated record
AUGUCGAACCCCGAGUAUAACUUCAACUUCAAUCCUCCCCCUCCUUUGUAUGGCCAUCCUGGCACACCAGCAGGCCAUGCAUACAGUGGAAUGGUUGGUGCCCAUGAGAUGGGAAGGGCUAUGUACCAAGGUGGCCCUGCAGGAAUGUCGGAUGGGUGUCCAAUAUGCAUUCAGCAUGUUGAGGCUGCGAAGACUGAGUUCAAGGCCAAGAUAAAGAGUCUGGAGGAGCAGUUUGAGCAGAAAGUUGCCAGUUUGCUUGCAAGUAAGAGUCAAGUUGAUGUAGGAGAUGGGUUUGAAGCUGAGACCAAUGAGGAGUUCGAGAAAGAUGUUGAGAAGCUUGAAAAGAGUGCCCUUGCAUUCAGUGACAAUAGUCUGAAGAUGUUGAUGGGAAGCGCAAAGCUUACUGUUGACAUGCUUCCUUCAUAUCCAAGUGACAAAAAUAAGUGGCUGCUUGAUCCUGCCACCAAUGAGCAUUUGAUGUGUUUUCGCUGGACUGAAUCCCAUCAGCAUUCAGAUAAUCACGCCAACAUCCUGCGCAUCAUCACUUACAUUUGUCAACACAGCACAACUGUAUGUGCUGGCACUGGUCCUGCUCUUCGCGAUAUCAGUGACAAAGACCUGUGCACCUGUGUGGUGAAAAAAUAUCAAGACUUACAGAAGAACUUGUGGAAGGCAGGCAGGUUGUCUGGACACCCAGUGGUGCCUCUGACAGCUGUAGCAAGUACUGUUGAAGACGAUCUGCUUGGGCCUUCAGCUCAGCCUGUAGCUGUAAUGGCAACUUCACGUGCCAAAUUGCAAAGUCGUGCCAGAGGAAAACUUGAAGUGCAUAUAUGCAAAUACAAGAAUCUGCCAGAGGAUUCAGAGUUCAGGAUGAGGAUAAGAUGUUGA